Molecule: messenger RNA, 2907 nt
Organism: Spea bombifrons (plains spadefoot toad)
Lineage: Eukaryota; Metazoa; Chordata; Amphibia; Anura; Pelobatidae
Product: ligand of Numb protein X 2-like
Exons: 11
Coding region: 313-2361 (682 amino acids)
Molecular function (GO): ubiquitin-protein transferase activity; protein binding; metal ion binding
Source: RefSeq, a predicted model, not a curated record
AGUAUGCAUUACAUGACCCUGUAAUGUGCGUGUAAUUUACGAUAAGAUCUCCCUGCUUAGGACGGUGUGUUUACCUGUAUCCUCCCCCCCAUGCCUCUCCCGGAUUGGUUCCGCCCUCACCUGUGACUCACUUCCCUCUCCACCCAGGUGAUUCUCCUGGAACUUUCCCGGCACCAGCUGGGGUCUCGGCUGAGACAACCAGGACUGUUAUGCAUACCCUCAGCUUAAUGGCUGUCAUCAGUCAAUGACGUCAUGCUGCGGAUAGAUAAUUUGCAAUUUUGUUUCAUUAAUUGGUGAAGACAUAACACUGCAAUGGCGGACCUUACCUCAGGAGACCUAGCCUCCAAACCUCCAGACCUCUGCUCUGAGUGUGGGCAGGCUCACCUCUUCAAUGAGAACCAUGUCUACAAUUUCCAGGAUGAGGUGGAUGAUGAACUGGUUUGCCACAUCUGUCUUCAGCCCCUGCUGCAGCCUAUGGACACUCCAUGCGGUCACACCUAUUGUUACAGGUGCCUGAAAAACUUUCUAAAGGAGAAAGACUUUUGUCCCAUGGACCGUAAAAAGCUUUGCUUCCAGGACUGUCACAAGUCCAGCCUGCUUGUGAGGAACUUGCUGGAUAAGCUGAGUGUGGUCUGUCCCUUCCUAACAGAAUGCAAACAGGUCAUGCAGCGUUCAGACUUGGAGCCUCAUCUUCGCAACAGAUGUCCAGGCUAUAGGAAAUACAGAGGAGAGAAGGAAAAGAAGCACAACCCUUCAGGGAAGGAACCUCAGGAUGCACAUUCUUCUCCAUCUCAGGCAAGCAGCAUCUCCUCUGUCCUGGCAGAAUCUUCUCUGGCCGCUGUCGUGGCACUUGGAACAUCUGAGCCAGGUCUGGUGAAUCCAGCCUUUGAUGAACAUGACGACGAUCAGCCUCACAGGACAAGCUUGGUAGCUGAGACGACAACUGUGGUGAUUCAUCGAGAUGACCCUGAGGAGGAGCUUGGGAUGAGGAUUGUAGGCGGCAGGGACACUCCUUUAGGGAACAUUGUGGUGCAGGAAGUUCUAAAAGAUUCAUUGGUGGCCUUAGAUGGCAAACUGACACCAGGAGACCACAUACUUGAGGUCAAUGGAUUGAACGUCAGCAACGUGUCUCACAGUCAAGCUAUUGCUUUAAUUCGCCAGCCUUGCUCCGUCCUGCACCUGACCGUGCUGCAGGAGAAAGGCUUCUCUCAGAGACCUCCACAGGCAGACGGCAACAACACGGCUGUUCCCAACAAGGAGGUGAUUCAUGUCACCCUGCUGAAAAGGGAUCGCUCAGAGCCACUGGGAAUCAAGCUGGUCAGAAAGACAGAGGAGACUGGGGUAUUUGUUCUGGAUCUGCUGGAUGGUGGUCUUGCGGCAAAGGAUGGGAAGCUGAGGUGUAAUGACAAAGUUCUGUCCAUCAAUGGCCAUGAUCUGAGGCAAGGGACACCAGAAACAGCAGCACAUGUAAUACAGAUGAGCGAAGCACGGGUGAAUUUUGUGGUCCUCAGGCAGAACCCAGUGCAGCUCAUGGACGUAAGUGAAGAGGGGGCUUCUUCUGGCAGUGGCAGUAGUAGCAGCAGCAGUAGCAAUGGGGGGAGCCCUGUGCUUUCGCGCAAGAGACCCAGUCAGCAUCCAUGCAGGAGGAAGUCCACAAACCAGAAGGACCCACCUCAGCCUCUUUCUGGUCUGGAAAAGGUAGUUUGCUUGAAGAAAGAGCCAAGAGAAUCUCUGGGAAUAACUAUAGGAGGCGGACGUGAUCAUAAAAACAAGUUGCCCAUCUAUGUGUCCAGUGUUCAGCCGGUUGGGUGUCUGUACCGGGAUGGGAGAAUCACGAGAGGGGAUGUGCUCCUCAGCAUUAAUGGGACUGAUCUAACUUCUCUGGGUUAUUUGGAUGCAGUGUCUGCUCUUAAGACCAAUGCAGCUUCUCAUAAUGUUGUCCUGAAAGCCUUAGAGCUUACUGGGGUAGAGAGGCACGGGGAGGUAAGCGAUGGAGAUGGUGAAAUGUCAAGAGAACGUGGCAGGAUCUGGUCUCCACUCUGGGUCUCCUGGCUUGCUCUUCCCAGUUGUCUUCACUGGUGUCGGCAUAUUUCCCUGCGGAAGAGUAGCUAUGAAAGCUGGGGUUUCAGCAUUGUUGGCGGUUAUGAGGAAGCCAAAGGGAAUCAGCCAUUCUUCAUUAAAACGAUUGUGCCAGCCACGCCAGCCUUUUUUGAUGGACGAUUGAAGUGCGGUGACGAGAUCGUAGAAGUGAAUGGCUUGUCGGCAAUUGGAAUGAGUAACGCGGAACUGAUCCCCAUGUUGAAAGAACAGAAGAAUAGAGUCACUUUGACAGUGGUGUCCUGGCCUGGCAGUUUGGUUUGAAACCACCGAAGAAUCUUCUGAAGAUCAAGCAAAAUCCUUUUCUAGACUGUUCUCCAAUCAGUGCCUGCAACGUACCUCUGCAUGUUGAAUGAUUUCAUGUCAUUAUAUGGGAAAACAAAUGGCUGGAUGCAGCACCAGCACCUUUCAAUGACAAACAUCCUUGUGCUGUAUGUGGUAUAUACUAGAUUUUAUCCCAUAAUUGAAAAUGUUUGGUCACGAUGUGCCCUGCAACAUUUGAGCUUCAUCUAAACAUUGGCGCUUCCCACCUGAUCUUGGAUAUAUAACAUUGUAGACCCAACAUUAAUUCACGGGACGUAUGAUUUUGCUAGAUCAACAAUUUAAAUGUCUGUGUUUUACAAGGUCCUUGAUCUACAUGAAACAAGAUGGCAGCCUGUGAGUAAAAUGCUGCAAAACAAAGAGCAAAUAGAACAGAGACUUUGGGGCUGGUACCUUGUAACUACAAAAAGAAAUCUACAUUUCUUCACAACACAUAAUAAUGAAGAAGGAUCAGAAUCUAAUAUUAUUAUUAAUGUGCAGACAAAUUAG